Messenger RNA from Drosophila willistoni, 3866 nucleotides. Its product is annotated as putative vacuolar protein sorting-associated protein 13B. Gene Ontology annotation, cellular component: centriole; centriolar satellite. The record is from RefSeq and is a predicted model, not a curated record. Lineage: Eukaryota; Metazoa; Arthropoda; Insecta; Diptera; Drosophilidae. Bases 806 to 3529 code for a protein of 907 amino acids. Gene Ontology annotation, biological process: centriole elongation; cilium assembly. The transcript is spliced from 5 exons.
UGCCGACUGUGUUCAAGCACAAAAUGGAAAUUUUUUGAAAUUCUAAUAAAACAGCAAAAAAAAAAAAAAGGAAGCAGCGACUAAAACGAAAUAUAAAUUUUAAGGGAACAAAAUAUAUGUGUUAAAAAGCAAGCAGGAAAAGCAAUUGCUAAAAGUGCCGUUAGACCGCAGUGUCCGCAUCAAUUUCAUAACAGAUAAAUCGAUCAAAUUCAAGUCCUACGACGACCCCCCAACUAACAUCACAAGCGACGCCGCCGCCGUCGUCAUCGUCAUCGUCGGCAGCAUUAGCAGCAGCAGCAUCAGCUGUGAGGAAAAGCUUUUAAUAGCCAAACAUAGAAAUCAUAAGCAAAGGUCAAGUACCAGGCAAAAGGAAAAUCAGCAGCAUCAUCAAAAGAGGAAGAAGCAGCAACAUCAGCAUCAUCAUCGACCUCCUCUUCCUCCUCUUCAAGAUCUUUGUAGUGACAAAACCAACAACAAAAGUCAAAAUCAAAAUAAAUUAUUUUUAGAUCGCGUAGACUCGCGUCCCUUGAUUCAGUUUGUUGUUGUCGCUGGUUCCGACAACAAUAAUAAUAAAAAUAUUACUAAGAAGAGUCGUUAUAUUAACAACAGCCACGCCUACAAUCACUACUUGCGCCAAUAUCCUACGCCACGCCCAGUUGUACGCCCACGUUUACCGAUUAAAAUUUAUGCUUUAUAUCGUCACCUCGCGUUCGGUUCCCCGUGUGAACAAGUGCAACAGCAACAGCAGCUGAGGCUCGCUGGUGAAAUUCAACUGCUAUUGCUGCAUUUCCGUUUCCGUUUUCGCAUGUUAUUCGCCGAGGUUCCGGCUCCAACCUCAGAGCCGCCCCCAACAACUACGGCUGCCUCAACGGUUGAGCUUAUUGCAGGCACAAGUCACACCAACAAAGUGGAGAUAAUGGAGGUUAUGAAGAAGUUAGAUGCGGAUUUGGUAGCUCUAUUUGCCGCCGAGCCAUUGCUGGAGCAUCAAAUGAAGAAGAAACAAGAGCUGUGGCAGCAGCAACCACCACAACAACAACAGCAGCAGCAGCGCCUUGACAAGCAGGAGCCAGUGCAGCAGCAGCAGCAGCAGCAAGAACUGGAGCCACUUCAGCAGGAGGAAGAGUUGCAAAAGCUUCAGAUUUAUAGCAAGGAUGAUACUUUGCAGCUAUUUAAACAAUGCAAUGCCCUGCAAUUGCAUUUGGAGGCUUUAACUCUGCAACCAGAGGGAACCGAACGCAUGGAAUUGCUACAAACUGAAAUUCGUCCCAUUUUUACUGUGGAAUGUCAAUUGUCGGAAGAGUUAAUUAAAUUGGUGGAACGGUAUCCGAUGUUCCAUGUCAUGCAAUUUGAAUCGGAGAAAUUUCAAAGUUUAACCCAAUGUACACGUUUUAAUCAGGUGGCCCAGCGUGAGGUGCAUCUUGAUCAUUUGUCGUCGGCAUUAUCAUCAUCAUCCCUGGUGGAUGUUAAUGAUGAGAAUAAUGGCACUGCUAAAAAGGAGAAGGAGGAGGUGAUGAUGGGAUUCGGUCACAUUGACUUCACUGUGUGGUGGCGUGAGCCAGGCACCUGUCUCAAUGAAAUGUUGGGCUUGGGUCGUCUUCAGCUCAAGGAGCUCUAUGAGGCAUCGCUGCUGGAGCAAUGCAAAUGUAUACCGAUUAAGAGGCGUGAUAAUCAUUUUGCUAGUCUUUAUCUUAAAAUUAGUUUGCUCAAUAAGAAUACCAACAGCACCAUCACAACAACCACAAUCAGCAGCAACAACAAUAAUGUUGAGGAGAAGGAGCAAACUCAAAGCAACAACAACAACAACAACACCACUAGCAGCAAAGGCAACAACAACAGCAGCAGCAGCGAUGACGACACAACCAACAAAUCAUCUGCUCCAGUUAACAACAACAACAAUAACAUUUCGAGGACUUUAUCACCCAGCAGCCAGCUGAAUCUGAAUCAGAAUAAUACCAAAGCUUGCUUGGAUAAUAUUAAUUUCAUGGCAGAAACCACUAAAGUUCGUCUCCUACGUGGUUAUAUCUAUGCCGGAGAAUGGCGUCAAUUAUGUCCAAGCAUUAUAAACCAAUGCCAGGAGCUCUCACUUGAGCCAUUUUGGCAGCUAGAGCCAUUGGUGGCUAAAUGCAAUGAACUGGCAACAGGAUUCCAAUUGAAGGAACAUUUCGCCAUCAUAAACGAUGAUCGAUUCCUCUCGAGUGUGGAACGGCAGGAAUUGCUUAUGGACCUAAAUCCAUUGGGAGGUCAGGUGAAAUUGCCUUUGCAUCAAUUCUAUAUAGCCUAUAGAGAUGCCAGUAUAACCAAUCAUUUGUGUAAGGGGAAGCUUCCUGUGAUUUCCAUAGAUGGUUGGGCUCCCAUUUUACACAAGCAAACUCAAAUGCAGUUGGGUGAGCUAAAAGUGCUCUUGGCCAUAGGCAGUGAAACGCAGAUAGCCCAAUUAAAGCAAUUGCGUAGCUUUGAGCUGGAUAAUCAGCUCAAGCAACCACUUGCCGGUGGAUCAUCAUCUUCCUCAUCAUCAUCAUCAUCAUCGUCGUCAUCAUCAUCAUCAUUAAGACGAACCACCGAUUUAUUGGACAUGCUUCAAAAUGCUUUGACUUCUGCGCCACCUGCCACCCAACCAGGAGCAAUAGCAGCAACUGCAACAAUUGCUUCAACUCCAUCUCGUUUGCAAAUCACCACUAACAACAAUUUUCGCUUUAUAUUAAACAUUGUGGGAGCUGCUGGUCUGCCGCUCAAUCCUGGCUAUGGCAAAUCGUCGAAAAAACAGGCUAAACGCCAGGCGGCCGCCAAUAAGCGAUUUCCACCAAAUGAACCACCAAAUACCUAUGUGACCUUUCAGGCUAUAAAUGCGAAUAGCUCCACAUAUAAAUCGCAUGAGGGUUUAGUUUUUGCCACGCCCAUAAUUGAGAAAUCCACAACCCCACAAUGGAAGACCAAGUUUCAAGUGGAAGUCAGUGGCGAUUAUUUGAGCAAUCAACAAAAAUUGUUCAUACUGAAGCUGUGGAAGAAGGCCAAUCUCAGUUCCGGUGGCUGCAGCACCACUGAACCCACUCCCCUUGAAGAUGCCAUAAUAGGUUUCGCUGCCUUAAAUCUGGCUGGCAGUGCAGCAAAUGGCUGGCAUAAUAUUGUAGAUUUCAAUGGACGUGUCGUUGGUGGACUAGAGGCACAUGUAGCAAUGAUGGAGGCUCAUCAAGGAAACAAUAUUACAAUGGAUUCCACCAUUGAACAAUUUGAGCAAUCUUUGGAGUUAUCUCAUCUUCAAUUGGGUCAGGCUAUUAAACGUAAAUUUACCGAAUUGGAAGAAAUCUCUCAGAGAUUACGAACACGUCUGGUCGAUGUGACGGGUGAAUCCUUGAAAUCCCCACAAUUCGAUGUGAAUGAGGCACUUGAUAAUUGGCCCAAAGAAGAUGAAACGGAUGGAGAUGAUUUGGUUGCUGAUUUUGAGCGAGCCCUGCGCACACCGACGCCGACGCCAAUGUCAACGCCAACAUCGUCCUCUCCCCCACCCCAUGCAGCUGGUGAAAAGGAAUAGCCCCGGCUUAGUCUAGAAAUUUUCUCUCUUCUCUUCUUCAAGUCUCGAUGUUGUUAUCUCUGACAAAGGCUCAAUGCUAGUUAUAGUAGUAGUUAUAUAUAAUUAAUUAAUUCAUAUAUAUAUAUAUAUAUCUAUCGGUUAUGUACUUAAUUUGGCAUCGCGCGUUUUUUUAUGGCUGUCAAUAAUAGCAUGAAAUCAAAGCUAGCUAACAACGGUCACCAGGCGAUCGAUCGUAAGAUGUAUUGAAAAUAUUUCAAUAUUUGUUUACUUUUUUUUUGUCCAUUGGUUUUUUCUUUUUUCUGGGAAUGAGUCUAGAGUUUAGAUCUCCCGGCCCAGG